AUGGAUGAAAAGGGCACCAUGGGACAGGGCAGACCGUUGCCAGCUCCCCUUCCUGACCUGGAAAAUUAUGUUGUUGAUUUUGACGGAGAUGACGAUCCAUCGCAUCCCUACAACUGGCCGUUUACUGUCAAGAUUUAUACUGGUGUGUUGGUCUGCUCAGGGACGUUCAUAACCUCGUUAGCUAGCGCCAUCUUCGCCCCAGGGUCCGAUAGCGCGAGCAAGGAAUUCGGCGUUGGAGCCGAAGUCGGAAAGUUGGGUACAACACUCUAUGUUCUGGGGUUUGCUUCGGGACCAGUGAUAUGGGCUCCAGCUUCUGAACUUUACGGAAGGAAGUUGCCCUUGGCUAUCGCACUGCUCGCCGGUGGAAUAUUCACCAUCGGAUCAGCCGUCGCUAAGGAUAUCCAAACACUUCUCAUCUGCCGUUUCUUUGCCGGUAUGUGUGGUGCGAGUCAACUUACCGUUGUUCCGGGAGUAUUGGCAGACAUAUACGACAAUACUCGACGAGGUAUUGCUAUCUCACUUUAUGCUUUGACUGUAUUUGUCGGCCCGUUUAGUGCGCCUUUCAUCGGUGGAUUUCUUGCGACAAGUUACCUGGGAUGGCGCUGGACUCUUUACAUUCCAGCCAUCGUCAGUCUUUUUGCAGGUGCACUGUCGGUUGUGUUUCUGCGUGAAACAUAUGCACCGGUACUUCUUAUGACGAAGGCUGCAGAAAUGCGGCGUCAAACGAAUAUCUGGGGGAUCCAUGCGAAACAGGAAAGGAUGGAAGUGAAUUUGGGAGAAAUGGCGAAGAAAUAUUUCACUCGCCCGCUGACAAUGCUUUUGACCGAACCAAUCAUUUUACUCGUUUCGCUUUACAUGUCCUUUAUCUACGGACUUGUUUACGCGUUGCUGGAGGCAUAUCCGUAUGUAUUUGAAAAUGUGUAUGGGAUGAAGCCCGGAAUUAGUGGGUUGCCUUUCAUCGGCCUGAUUGUCGGAAUACUUCUGGCACUGGCAUUUAUAUUGCUGGAACAUGGCAGCUAUGCAAAGAAGUUGAUAGCAAACAAAGGUGUACCUGUGCCUGAAUGGCGUCUCGUCCCUCCGCUUAUUGGGGCACCCGUGUUUACAAUCGGAAUAUUCUGGUAA
Molecule: messenger RNA, 1122 nt
Organism: Penicillium cosmopolitanum
Lineage: Eukaryota; Fungi; Ascomycota; Eurotiomycetes; Eurotiales; Aspergillaceae
Exons: 2
Coding region: 1-1122 (373 amino acids)
Biological process (GO): transmembrane transport
Molecular function (GO): transmembrane transporter activity
Source: RefSeq, a predicted model, not a curated record